Mycena citricolor is the source of this 712-nucleotide messenger RNA. NCBI's taxonomy places the organism in Eukaryota, Fungi, Basidiomycota, Agaricomycetes, Agaricales, Mycenaceae. The record is from the annotation of a GenBank genome assembly.
GAACUUGUCUUACAUUCAAAAAUGACAAUCUCUUUGAUUCUACUGUUGACUGUGUGAGAGAGAGGAGGAACCGUGCGGCAAUCCGGGGUGGUGAAUUGGCACACUUGAAUGCGACAGCAAUCUUGCACCGCUUGGCAACAACAUCGAAGCUGGACGAGCAGCCAUCGGAAUGGGACGAGCAGCAGUGAUUGACGGUAAUGCUGGAGUGUUUGUCCGGCCCUUUGAGCCCUGCCGGAGCGAUAUUUCUUUGGCGGCACUCUCGUGAACGACCAUUUCGAGGUUUGGGGGUGGCGCGUCGAUCCGAAACGUCUGGAGAUACAAGGCAUCUCGCAUCUGGGCCGUAUUCAAGACCACAUCAUCACGAUCCCCCCGGUGAUGAAUCUGAGCUUGUGUUUGAGUCGUCUUGACACGUUCCUGAUAGACUGGGACUGAGCCCGAGGUGUCACACUUAUACUUGAUGCAAUUGUGUUGCACGUUCACAGAACAGAGAAUGUCCUACGAAAUCUCAGUGAUGUACCACCGCCCUGAUAACACCAAUCGCGGCAUCCCGUAUUGUCCAAGGCUUGGAUCCACAGUGGCCUCUUGCAGCAAGAUGAUGUCAGGCAGCUCGGAUAUACUGUUGACCGACCCUGGUCGUUGCAAUAGCUCCUCCAAACGACAGACUCUCGUUUGCGAAUCCCUUCGGGUGAGGACAUAAGAUCGCAGCCCGCAA